Messenger RNA from Spizellomyces punctatus DAOM BR117, 2089 nucleotides. RefSeq lists its product as uncharacterized. The coding region runs from base 251 to 1906 and encodes 551 amino acids. Gene Ontology annotation, cellular component: SCF ubiquitin ligase complex. The record is from RefSeq and is a predicted model, not a curated record. Lineage: Eukaryota; Fungi; Chytridiomycota; Chytridiomycetes; Spizellomycetales; Spizellomycetaceae. The transcript is spliced from 3 exons. Gene Ontology annotation, biological process: SCF-dependent proteasomal ubiquitin-dependent protein catabolic process.
AUAAACAAUUAAUAUUUUGGGCACAUGAGCAACCGUUUGUCUACCACUAGAGUGUCAACGAAUCUUCCGUAUGGCGUUGGCAACAUGACUCACUAGAGCCCAACUUGAAAGAAGGGCUGUUUAUAAAGGGGGGUUAAAGCAGUUCUUGAUUAUUGAAUUUCUUUUCCUCUGCUUUGUUUCUUGCUUUUUUGCGAUUUGAAGGAUAUAUGUUUUCUCUGCAAAUUCCUACUUUUGUUCACUUUCCACAAAGAUGGACGGUAUCAUGGUGGGCGCGGUAAAUGCUUGUAAAGGAGACGCCAAAGGCGGAGACGACUCGGUCGACAUGGUUCGCGACGUCUCCGCCAUCUGCAUUACCAAGCAAGUCGGAUGUGGUCAAUUGAGUCUUGGAUGGAAGAGUACGGAGGAGGAUGAAGGCUAUGGUUCGUGGGAGGACCAAUCGCCGAUCUGGGGUUUAAAGAGAAUUGAGCCAGUUACAUUUAACUUCACCCAGGACGAGUCUACCCCUGCCACGAUACCUAUCAGGCGACCUUCCUUUUGCGUUCGCUCCAACCAGGCUUCUCAACUAUUACCGGAACUGCUCACUAUCAUCCUCUCCAUAGUCAAAGAUGAAACGGACGAAUUGGCUCUCGAUCAUGCCGCGACGCCCAUAUGGCCUUUAUGCAACCGUCGAACAACUCGGCAGAAAACACUUGCAUCCUGCGCUCUAGUCAACCGAUACUGGAACGCCGUGACGACACCCGUACUAUACAGCUCGCCAGAUAUUCCGACUGAAUCCAUUCUUUACAAGUUUAUACGCACAUGCACGUAUCACAUUUACACUCCGCACAUGUCUCCUACAAUGCACACAAAGAGCUUAAACCUUCUCCGUCUCCGCCUUCAUGAACCGACACACACUCAAGUUCUGUUGACUCUGGCAAAAACAUGCUCAAACGUUCACACCUUGAAAGUCUGGUGCGAAAGGCUUGAUAUCAAGACGCUGACCAUCCUCUUGGAAUCAAGUCCUCGUGUCCGGACGCUCAUUCUUCAGGGCCACAUUGGCUCAUAUCCAGCCGAAGAUCCGCAGGCUCUUCAAGACAGCAUUCGGAAACUCCACACAAUCCACAUCGAUGUGGGCUUUGAUGGAGAUGCAGGGAGGACACGGUUGGCAGGUUUGGUUUCCAGAUGCUCAGGCCCGCAAACGAGUUACCUGCGUCUAUCGGGUGGAGAUACAGAGGAGCACAUUGCAAGUAUUCUCGAAACCAGUGGGCGAUCACUUAGAACAAUGUUAUAUCCUUGGUCAAACCUUUCACCUGCUUCCCUUCUGCACAUCGCCCAAAACGCCCCCAAUUUGCGCACAUUGGACUUGCGUGGUUGCCUUCACGCCGUCACAGCCUGUACCAUCCGCACCCUCCUUCAAAACAGUCCGCAUCUACACUCGCUAGACCUUUCUUUCACAUCCGGAGGCGAACCAGUCAUGGAAGUUUUAACUGCAUCGCAAAACCUGCAUACAUUGAUCCUAUCUGGUUACAAGCAAACGUCAGAACGAACACUCGCGAAUUUGUUGAUGCAUUUACCCAAACUCAAAACCCUCUCUCUUGCAUGGCUUGGAACUGCAGUAACGGACGAGGUUUUGGAGAUUUUGACCAAACGACAUGACGCGCGAUUAGAAAAACUGGAUCUCCGGGGUUGUCCCUGUGUUUCCGAGCAAGGGCUCACAGCUUUGGUGGAGGGGUGCACGGCCUUACGGGUUUUAAAGAUUGAAGCGCAUGCGAGGUGGGGUGAAGGAGGUGAGGAUGAUGUCGUGCACGACGAGCAUGACGGCUUCAUGAACGGAAGACGGAGACCUUCUGCAGAGUUUCUGCAGGAGCUUAGGGCUGGGUUUUCAAGUACAGAGUUAGUUAGGUUAGAAGUUGAAGAAGGGUUUUGAACCAAGGAAACCAGUGGUCUUCACUGUCGAUGAUUUCCGUGAAUUUUGUUGCUACAUGGGGUUGCUAAAUCUCUGGCAUGCGUUGUUCAACUUUUUGUAUAUACUGUUUUAGGUGAUUCAAAUAUAGAAAACCACGUAGGAUUAUCACCAGAUGUGCAUUGGGUAAUGUUGGGUAAUAUAAGG